This is a messenger RNA of Zonotrichia albicollis (white-throated sparrow), 5161 nucleotides long. NCBI's taxonomy places the organism in Eukaryota, Metazoa, Chordata, Aves, Passeriformes, Passerellidae. The record is from RefSeq and is a predicted model, not a curated record.
AUGCAUGCACAGCGUUCAGGUGUGGUGCUCUCUCUAAAGGGCUCUUUUCAUCCCUCCAAACAGAAACUCGGCGAGGGCCUGGCGAAGCUGCGCACGGCGCGGGAGGCGCCCCCGGACUGCGUGUGCCCCCCAGGGCCCCCGGGGCGGCGAGGGAAGCCCGGCCGGCGCGGAGAACCCGGACCUGCAGGGCCUCUUGGCUUGGAUGGCAAACCAGGACCUCCAGGACCAAAAGGGGAAAAGGGGGAAGCAGGAGACAUUGGCCCAAGGAUGGUUUUUCCCCACCUCAGUCAUGGAUUUCUGGCUAAUGAUCAGCUUGUCUUUAGCCGGCGAGUGCUCAAGGGUGAUCAAGGUCGAGAUGGAGCCGUGGGCCCCCCUGGUCCUCCAGGACCCCCAGGUGCCCGGGGGCCUCCUGGUGACACGGGAAAGGAUGGCCCAAGAGGACCCCCGGGCUCCCCUGGUUUCAAAGGCGAGCCAGGGGAGGAUGGAGUCAUGGGUGCCAGAGGCCCUCCAGGACCAAAGGGUGAGCCUGGCAUCCAGGGGAAAAAGGGUGAUGAUGGGAUCCCUGGGGAACCAGGACUAGUGGGCCCUAAGGGAGAAAAAGGAAGUGUGGGUCCCAAGGGAGAGAAUGGCACAGAUGGCUUCCCAGGACUGAAGGGUGAACCUGGUGAGAAGGGAGGAAUUGGCUCCAUUGGACCCCGGGGUCCCCCUGGGCUGAAAGGGGAACAGGGAGACACCGUCGUGAUCGACUACGACGGCCGAAUCCUGGACGCGCUCAAGGGUCCACCAGGUCCCCCAGGGCCACCGGGCCCCCAAGGCACUCCAGGUCCCAAGGGAGAGCUGGGCUUGCCAGGUCCACCUGGGGCGGAUGGUGAAAAGGGUCCCAAAGGAGCAAAGGGUGACCAGGGCAGCAUGGGGGCCAUGGGGCAGAAAGGAGAGACAGGAGAAAUGGGCUCGGCAGGUCCCCCGGGAGCAGAAGGGCCAAAAGGAGACAAAGGAGAAAAAGGAGACACUGGGUCACCAUGUCUGCAGAAUAAUCAUAUCAUCCCUGAGCCUGGACCCCCUGGAUUACCAGGCCCUAUGGGUCCUCCAGGAAUCCAGGGGCCUAAAGGUCUGGAUGGUGCCAAGGGAGAGAAAGGUGACAGUGGGGAGAAGGGGGACCAAGGUGACACCGGACCUGCUGGUCUCCCUGGUGCUCCAGGGCUCAUUGGAUUACCUGGCACCAAAGGAGAAAAGGGAAAGCCAGGGGAGCCAGGAUUGGAUGGUUUCCCUGGUCUCAGAGGAGAGAAAGGAGAGAGAAGUGAAAGAGGCGAGAAGGGUGAACGAGGAAUACCAGGGAGGAAAGGGGCCAAAGGACAGAAGGGGGAACCAGGCCCCCCUGGACUGGACCAGCCUUGUCCUGUGGGAGAUCAUAGCAUUGCAGGCAGCAAAAGGGACCCAGGUUUGGCAGGCCUGGAUGGGCUGAGCCUGCCCUGCCCUUUGGGACCAGACGGACUGCCAGUAGCAGGAUGUUGGCAUAAGGUACAGUAACAUUAAUAAUUUUGUUUAUUCUUGAACAGGUCCUGAGUGAUUUUCCUCCCUGCAUGGUGAUUGUUUGCUCUGCUGCACAUGCUUCAAGCAGCAGCUCACAGGCCUGGCAGACAUGGCAUUAUUCCUUGGGAGAGCAGAAUUCCAGCAGCUUCAGGGCUUGCUCCCCCCAGCUCUAGACUGGGGCUGGGAACACCAAAAACUUGCUAAGCAUGGCAAAUCAUUAACACUGUCAGGAGAAUGCCUUUUUACAGGCCUGUUUGGGCUUUUAUCAAGGCCAAGGGAGCUGAGGAACCACCCAGGAAAGGCUGCACCAGGUGCUCCUGUGCCUUUCUCAGUCCUUACCCUCCCAGCUGAGAAGCUAACAAUGGGCUCUCUCUUUAUGGCAGAGUUCCAAAUAGUUAUUUACAACAAAGAUUCUUCUGCCAUUGUAAUUAUAACUCACAAGCACUGCCUCAGUGCUCUCAUCAGCACCCUGGGUGCAGUGCUCAGGGAAUUUGUAGCAUCUUGUGCACCCAGAGCAGCCAGGGGCUGGAAGUGCUACUGGCAGCCUGGGAGCGUGAGGAGAGAUGUGUUCUCCUGUAAAAUGAGGAUUUGAUCCAGACUUGUAAGAGAAUCCUCAUUCUCCAACACGAGUAUGACACUGAAGCUGAGUGGAAUUACAAACCCAGCUGUAAACAUGUGGUGUGUGGACACAGCUGGAGUUAACAGCAUGCCACUAACUGAUUGCAAACCCUCAGUCAGAAUGUCAGCACACCCUUGGUAUAUCAAAGGUUUUAACUAUUUGUGAUUUGUUUGGAUGUACCAUUACUAACAAAGAAAUCUGAAUGUCAAUCCUUAUAGUAACAGUAAAGUUAGUAAGUGUAAUGAAUGGAGCAUUUCUCUGAUUAAAAUGUUUGUUUGUGUGUUCUUUUUCAGUGAUCUCUAAGCAUGAAGCACAAUAUGUAAAUAAUGUGAUAUAUUUUGAUCUUUUUAAUUUUUGUAUAAAAAAAGGAAAAAAAAAACUUUUGACAGUAAUAUAUUGACCUUUUUUUAUACUGGAUUCUGACAUUUAUGGACUUGGAAAAUAAUGUAAAGCUCCCAAACCCAUAGCACUGCAUGGUAACACCAGGAUUUGCUAAAGGUACAGAUGGCAGUAGCUGAGGAUGAACAGUGUUCCCUGCUCAUGCUGCAGUGUGAACUAACAGUACUGAGCCAGCCUUGUGUGCCUUACUGCAUGAAGGAGGGCAAAAAUCCUCAUUUGGCUCUCAACUUCAUAUUUGCAUUGUACAUGCACAUUAAAAGGGUGAAAAAACCUGGCUGAAAACUAAGAAAAGAAGGAUGCAGCCUUAAAAAUGGAAGAAGCUGCUGUCUGCUGUCUGGUCAAGCAGGAGAAGGAUUUGCAACCUGCAGAGGAAACAAAGCCAAGCUCCAUCCAUCACUACCUGCUGUGGGUGUGAUGGAAACAGCAAUUCUGGGGCUAAACUGAACAACCUUGACUGCCUGUGGUUAAUUCCUCUACAAUCAAGAGAAACCUUUUUCCUCAAGAGGAAGCACCUCUGGGUCCUGCUCUGGGGUCUGAGCCUGAAGAUGUGCCAGCACUUUGUUACUGUGGAACACAAAUUCCCCAGGAAGCCUCUGCUGCAGAAUUUCAAACCAGAAAAACCUGGCAAUGCUUCCAGUGCAGUGCAGGGAGCUGCAGGACAGGGAAGGCUCUGCUCAAGUCCCUUCUUAAACAACAGAGCACAUAAUGUUGCUCUUGGGGCUACCAGAAAUUGGGAGUUUGGAGUAUUUAAUUGAUUUGGUUUGUAGAGUUCAUUUGCUUUUUAUUUCUUCUUGGUUUACAUGGUUUUAACUGUAAACUAACUCUGCACUCUCCUCUUGUUGUCUUAUUUUUCUUCACCUUUUUAGUCUCUUUUGUUACAUUAUCUCUUCUCAGGCACAUCCCAUGCAGAGCAGGGCAGUGGAUAAAAAUCAUUAUUAUUUUGAUAUCUGCAUAUGCUACUGUGGGAUCAAUUAAAACUACAAACUAUUCCACAGUUCAACAUUUUUAAGAUUGUUGAAAAAACAGCAAUUGUGCAGCAGAGAGCCAUAAAAAAAUAUUUCAAAGAGGAAUACGAUGGCUUACAGCCGAGUCUGUUCAGCUUACAAUGAAGAUCAAGAAGCAAGCAGAUUCCUUUACAGGGAGGAGAUACUUUGUAUUAACAAGUUUUUAAACUGCACAGAGAAAGAUAUACAAAUACUCAUCCAAUGGGUAGAAGUUGAAGCAACAUAAACUGAAAACAGUAAGCUGUGGAUUUUUAUUGGUAAAAUUGGUCAAUUCUAACCAGAUCAGUGAUAUAAUUGCUAUCACCCUUAUGCCCUUUUGAUUUAACAGAUCAUGGCUGGAGGGAAUACUUUUCUCAAUACAAGUUGCUGGGUUCUGAGUGGGAGUUUUAGGUGAAAUUGGGAGCUGACUGUAAUAUCAAACAUGGUAUUAUGGCUCUUGUGGCCUUGAUCUUAGAGAAUACAGAAGGGAGGCAGUUUUGGUGCACUGAGUAGACCCAAAACCUCUGUUAAGAUUGUUGCUGCAUUGCCACUCUCACUGCAGCUACUGCCAGAGAGGGAUGGGACUGUCCAGGUGCUCCCUGCCCUGUCCAGGCUGACCUAGUGCUGGAGGUGCUGCUCUGCUAUUGUGAACAACAUGGGGAUGUGCUUUGUGCUGCACACAGGGAGGGUGAUGGUGUCUGAGCUCUCUGCUGCCUCUGGGUGUCCUUGAGCUUAUCCCAGGGUCAGGCCCUGCUCUGUGCUGGUCAGUGCUGGAAUGGCCCCCAGGCUCAGCAGAGGUGACACAGCCUCAGGGCUGUGGGCAGUGCAUUGUGGCUGCUCAGGGGCUCACCUACACAUCACUGGCUUUGUGGCUGUACUUGGCAUCUCUAGCAGUUACUCACCAUUUCCUUGGUCACCAUACAGAUUAAAUCCAUGUUAAAUUCAGAUCAACUAACAAAUCAAGAAACAACAAUUAUAUAACUCAAAACAGCAAUGAAAAUGCAUUUUAUUUACUUCCAUUUCAUGUUCUCGGCUAUCACUUUUGGUGUAGGGGUUUUUAAAGGCAUAAGGAGCAGCUAACAAGCUUCCACUGGCCUUUAGUGCUUUUGAAAAACCCCUUUAAUAUCCCAAAUUAAAGCUAAAAAAUUUUCUGUGAAAGGUUGAAGGCAAAUCUCUCAUUGAUGUCACCAGGAAGAUCUGUAAUUGUUCCCUUAAUGUACAGUUGCUCUUCCCAUCUCCCCCAGUCAUCUCCAAACCAAAAGCAGUUCACUAUUCCAAACCACACCGUGGGCUUCUACACUCAAAUUCCUGCACAUGUCGUGUUCAUGGAACUUCUUUCAAUAUCAAUGAGAGUUCAGUCCCCAGAAUGACUGCAGAAAGCACAAGAAUCUGGAAGUGUCCACAAACAAUCUACAAUGCAGAUAGAAAAGUCUUGUUUUACAUACGCUGGCAAAAACUAAACAGCUUUCUAUCUAGCUCCUACUUGAAGAAGUUUGAUAUCACUGAAGCUACAAGACAAGCUAACCUCCAAAGCUUAUGAAAUUAUAUUAAAAUUUAUAUUUUCUCUGAGGAAAUACCCCGAAGUCCUAUUAUCUUCAGGUAAACAAGUCAGUAUUCCGUCUUCACCUUG